AUGGACGAACGCGCCCGCAUCCCCGUGACGCUGCCACGCGCACACCCCACGAAACCAUUCUGGCAGGACCCGCCCGAUGCCGAUGUGGCCGACCUGCGCUCCACGCCGGAGCUGCUUGCGGCUGCCGACAUCGUGAUUGUCGGCAGCGGCAUCACGGGUGCGUCGAUUGCAUACCACCUGCAACUGCAGCAGCGGCAGCAGGCGUCGUCAAAAACAGCGUCGGUGCUGAUGCUCGAAGCCCGUCAGGCCUGCUCAGGCGCGACUGGCCGCAACGGCGGGCACACCAAGGCGGCGUCGUACCGGUCGUUUCGGGACCACGCGGCGGCGCUGGGCGUGGAGGCGGCAGUGCAGAUUGCGCGGCUGGAGCUGGCUGCGAUCCAGGGCGUGCACCGGCUGGCGGGGACGCUCCCACGCGGAGACGAGCCGAGCGAGGACGCAGUCGAGUGCGACUCCCAUCCCUGCGAUACGCUCGAUGUCGUGUACGACCCGACAGAGUGGGCCCAGGCCCAAGAGGCGGUGGCGGCGAUGCAAGCGGCGAUGCCGGCGGGCGACCCGGCGGCGGCGUACACGCUGUACAGCCGCGACGAGGCAUUGGCGCAGUUCCCGUGCAGCGACCAUGUGGAUGCAGCGACGGGCGCGGUGACACUCAUCUGCGGAGUGGUGCGGUACCCAGCCGGCAGCGUGUCGGCGUACCGGUUCACGGUGGGCAUUGUGAAGCGGUGCCUCGCCAAGGGGCUCAACUUGCAGACGAACACGCCGGUGGUGAAGAUCGAGAAGCACCGAGACGGCUGGACCGUCGUGACGGACCGCGGUGCCGUCUCGGCCCGCCAUGUCGUGCUGGCUACCAACGGCUACACGGCACACCUCGUGCCGGCGCUGCAGGGGGUCGUGGUGCCGCUGCGCGGACAGAUCACGAUGCACCGGCCGGGCAGCAAGAUGCCGGGAGGUGGCGCCGGCGGUGACACAAGAGACAAAACAGACAAAACGGCCUUGGAGACCACGUACAGUUUCAUCUAUGACCAAGGCUACGAGUACAUGGUCGCGCGGCCGCCCGGGUCAACGUGUGCCGGCGACAUUGUGAUGGGCGGUGGGCUCAAGUUUGCCGACACCACCAAAGUGGGCGGUGCUGGCACGGGCGGCCUUUGUGAAUAUGGCUCGACAGACGACACGACGCUCAACCCGACGGUGUCGGCGUACCUGCGGGAGACGCCGAUCCGGUACUUUGGCCAGGGUUGGGGGGGAGAUCAUCCAGAUGGGCGUGUGCGGGCGGAGUGGACGGGGAUCAUGGGCUACACACCAGACGGGUACCCCUUGGUGGGUGAGAUGCCGUCGCCCGUGUCGGCAGGGGCGGACAACAGCGGCCUCUGGCUGUGCUGUGCGUUCCAGGGCCACGGCAUGGCCUACUCGUGGCCAUGCGGACAGGCACUCGCGGCCAUGAUCCAAUCCGCGGAGGUGGACGACGAGGCAAAGCUACAAGAGGAGGAUGCCGCCUUACGACAGUGGUUCCCCGACUGCUUCCGUGUGACAGAGGCGCGUCUGAACCUGCGGUUUGCAGGACGGUUGCAUUAG
Molecule: messenger RNA, 1569 nt
Organism: Sporothrix schenckii 1099-18
Lineage: Eukaryota; Fungi; Ascomycota; Sordariomycetes; Ophiostomatales; Ophiostomataceae
Product: FAD dependent oxidoreductase family protein
Exons: 1
Coding region: 1-1569 (522 amino acids)
Cellular component (GO): cytoplasm
Molecular function (GO): oxidoreductase activity
Source: RefSeq, a predicted model, not a curated record